UGAGCAUUUGAGACGCUGCACGGCGAGUUGCGGGUAGCUGAGCAUGGAGAGCACUCAUUUUCCGGAGACGCCAUUGACUUUGGCCCUCACAGGGCCCAGGUUCCAGGCCCAGUCGGGCGGCAAUGGAUCCGUGCUGGACAAUGUGCUGCCCGAUAUGGCACACCUGGUGAAUCCCUACUGGAGUCGCUUUGCCCCAAUGGACCCUACAAUGAGCAAAAUACUCGGCCUGUUCACCCUGGUCAUCCUGAUUAUAUCCUGCUGCGGCAACGGAGUGGUGGUCUACAUCUUCGGCGGAACCAAGUCGCUGCGCACGCCGGCCAAUCUGUUGGUCCUGAAUCUGGCCUUCUCCGAUUUUUGCAUGAUGGCCUCCCAAUCGCCGGUGAUGAUUAUAAAUUUCUACUACGAAACCUGGGUCCUGGGACCGUUGUGGUGUGACAUUUAUGCGGCCUGCGGCUCCUUGUUUGGAUGCGUUUCUAUCUGGUCGAUGUGCAUGAUUGCCUUCGAUCGGUACAAUGUCAUUGUAAAAGGCAUUAACGGCACACCCAUGACUAUCAAACUGGCCAUUAUGAAAAUCCUCUUCAUCUGGCUGAUGGCUGUUUUCUGGACCAUAAUGCCGCUGUUGGGCUGGAGUAGCUACGUGCCGGAGGGAAAUCUGACAGCCUGCAGCAUCGACUAUAUGACCCGCCAAUGGAAUCCGCGAUCCUACUUGAUAACGUACUCGCUUUUUGUCUACUACACGCCCUUGUUUAUGAUCUGCUAUUCAUAUUGGUUCAUUAUCGCCGCCGUGGCCGCCCACGAAAAGGCCAUGAGGGAGCAGGCCAAGAAGAUGAAUGUGAAGUCGCUGCGCAGCUCUGAGGACUGCGACAAAAGCGCCGAGGGAAAGUUGGCCAAGGUCGCCUUGACCACCAUAUCCUUGUGGUUUAUGGCCUGGACGCCGUAUCUCAUUAUCUGCUACUUUGGAUUGUUUAAAAUCGACGGCCUCACACCUCUGACUACCAUUUGGGGAGCCACUUUCGCCAAGACGAGCGCGGUUUACAAUCCCAUCGUAUAUGGAAUCAGCCAUCCCAAGUACCGGCUCGUGCUUAAGGAAAAGUGUCCCAUGUGUGUGUGCGGCAACACGGAUGAGCCCAAGCCGGAUGCGCCUGCCUCCGAUACGGAAACCACAUCUGAGGCAGAAUCAAAGGCUUAAAUAAGAAACGAAAAUACAAACGCAAUUGCCUGCAAGAGGCACAAAAAUUCGAAAUAAAAGUUAUACGCAACCAUCAUAAAUUGAUGCAAAAAUGUAAAAAAAAUAAAUUAAAAUAUAAAAGUAGGUUAUUAGGA
Messenger RNA from Drosophila ananassae, 1323 nucleotides. Its product is annotated as opsin Rh2. Gene Ontology annotation, biological process: phototransduction; visual perception; G protein-coupled receptor signaling pathway. NCBI's taxonomy places the organism in Eukaryota, Metazoa, Arthropoda, Insecta, Diptera, Drosophilidae. Bases 44 to 1189 code for a protein of 381 amino acids. The record is from RefSeq and is a predicted model, not a curated record. The transcript has 4 exons. Gene Ontology annotation, cellular component: membrane. Gene Ontology annotation, molecular function: G protein-coupled receptor activity.